AAUGUGCGGGUCACAAUUCCAGUCGCUGAGUUCAAAGUUCAUGUUUAUCUUAAUAUGCAUCGGCGUUCUGCUUCAUCUCACGUCAUCGGCUUAUUGCGAUGACUCAAGGGCUUUGGUCUACACACUAGGUGGGGUCAUUAAGUUGAUCAUUGGUUGGGCGAUACCUCUCGAGUUACCAGUAGGGGUAGUAUUCGUCCAUAACUAUCAGUUCCAGUACAAUGCUCUGGACAACGCAACCAAAUGGCAUACGCUCGGACGUGGUCGUCACACAAAUUUCCUGUCCCGCUUUCAUAUUUUUAAUGUAUUGGAGAAAAGUUUAUCAAGGAGGGGCCUAGACGGAAUGUCUUGCAUUUUGAGGGCUAUUUGCGAAGUUGCGGAAACGCCUUAUUCACACAUUGGUCUCAUUGGACAGUUAAUCGAUCUCAUAUUCAAACCCAAAGUACCAUCUAUUUACCACAGCGCUUGGCUGAAAGGAAGUAUACAUGGAAAUUGCAGCGAGUAUUUCUGUCAGAAAAGUUUAUUUGACAACUGGAGCUUAAGCUGACAUCUUAAAGUAACUUUUUCCAAGCUACAACGUGCAUUUUUAUUUGUAAAUUUUAUUUCUAGUGAGUUACAAUAAUUUGUGUUUAUUUUAAUCAUAGCUUCAUUUUUUUUUAAUUCAAUGAAACCAACAAAUCCACAUCUAUGUUGCAUAUUAGUUUUAAAAUUUAAGGAGAAUUUAUCCUCACCCGCGGCGCUGCCUGCUGUUUGUCAAAUUUUCGCUCAUACAAUGGUUAAUAAAACUAUACAAAUGGUGGACAACGAACGCUUAGUCCAACGUUGCUAAAUAUAUAACUAACCAUAAAACCUUCUUUUUAAAACCAUUAUGAAUAAUUAAAACCAAUAAACCAUCGAAAGUAGAA
Bemisia tabaci is the source of this 902-nucleotide messenger RNA. NCBI's taxonomy places the organism in Eukaryota, Metazoa, Arthropoda, Insecta, Hemiptera, Aleyrodidae. The record is from RefSeq and is a predicted model, not a curated record.